Molecule: messenger RNA, 1893 nt
Organism: Rotaria socialis
Lineage: Eukaryota; Metazoa; Rotifera; Eurotatoria; Philodinida; Philodinidae
Source: the annotation of a GenBank genome assembly
AUGCACGGAUCUUUAAUCGAUUCUCAUCAUCGGUUGUCAUUGACUAGUAGUGCGCCAGGUGUAUUAUUACCGUCAUCAUCUGUACAUACACUUACAGAUAAUGAACAAACAAAAUCCUUAUCAAAGAUUAAUAACUCAUUUGAUUCGUUAUCAACGAUGCAUUUAAAAAAGACAACUGUACAUAUUGAUCAUGCCGCCGAAACUACCGCCGAAACAGACGCUGAAGCAUCCAUAAGUCAUUCAACUAAUUUCUUUCGUUGGACACCUGGCUAUAGACAUGUUAUGUUAACGUUUGGUACAAUAUGUCUAUUUGCUUUUAUGACCGGUGUCGAAUAUGCUGUUAUUCUUCCAACAGUAUAUGAUUAUGUCAGAAAACUGACAAAUGCAAAUAUAUAUGUUGGCCUAAUACUUUCGUCUUAUAGUAUAUCGGGUUCUAUCACUGGAAUUAUUAUGGGGAAAAUCUCCGAUAUGACUGGAAAAGUUAAAUUUCUUAUAUUGAUAUCAGCUGUAUUUGAAAUCAGUGGAAAUAUACUCUAUUUCGUUGCUAAUAAUAUUCAUAUAGUUCUCUUGGGACGAUUAAUUGCUGGUGUAGGAAUGGGUGCCGUACCACCUAUUCUUGCUGAUGUUGCUCAUCGUACAACCGAAGGUGAACGAACCAAAGCGAUUUCAGUUAUUCUUGGAUGUCGACAACUUGGCUUAUUAAUUGGUCCAUGUUUUACACUUCUUGUUCGCUUGAUGAAUUUUAGAAUCGGUUCUGUUCAUGUUCAUAAUUUAAAUGGUCCUGGAUUUUUAAUGGCUACAAUUUGGUUAAUUCUCGUAGUAGUUUGUUGGCUUUGCUAUCAUGAUCGAUCGCCAGUAACAACAACAAAAACAGACAUAUCAUCAUGUAACAAAAAUGUGACAGAUGAUUCUUUUACAGAGAAAUAUGCGAAAUCAGAUCAUGCAAUACAACGAGAAGGUCAAUGUGUAUCAUUUAAACUCUAUUGUAAUCAAUAUAUACGUAUUGAAAUGUUUGUUUUAUUUCUUGCAACAUUUAUAACUUAUUUUAAUCAAACAGCAUUAGAAACAAUAGUAGCAGCGUUCACAGAAAAAAACUUCUAUUGGACAACUGUACAUACAUCAAUUCUAUUUGCAUUUGCUGGUCUAGAAAUCAUCAUUGUUUAUAUAUCGCUUGUAAAAAUAUUUUCAAAACGUGUUGAAGAUCGAGUAUUACUUAUAUUUGGUUUUCUAUCGUUAACAUUAGCUUGCAUGCUUGGAACAUUCUUUACUAUAGCAUCAAAUUCGUUUGGUUGGUUUACUCCGUCGAGUGCCAAUGCUGUGGAUAAGCGUUUACUGGCAUUGUUUAUUGUCUUUGUUGUUCUCGAUUUACUUGCACUACCAUUUAUCGCAGCUACUAGUGUAUCCCUUUUUACUAAGUUAACAAUCAAAGAAUUACAAGGAUUUUCACAAGGUUUACAACGAUUUACUAUGGGAACUGGAACUAUUGUUGGCCCGUUAUUUGCAUCCUUAUUACUCAAUCGCCUUCAUAUAAUGAUGACAGCGAUGCUGGUCUUAACCUUAUUAACUUUAGUCGCAAUUUUAAUUGUUAUCAAACGUUUACGUCCAUCUUUACAAAAGGUUGUCUCAAAUGAAAUCAAAGACGCGAAUAAUAAUAUUUCAUCUCUUGAAUCUGAUGUUAACGAACAGAAAUCAGCAUUAUUAUCGAAGAAUUGUUAUGUUACAUUAGUGCAACAUGAUGAUAACUGCGCAGCUAAUUCGUCAACUAAAGAUUUAUCUAAUAGCAAUACUCAUUCUCGUAGUGAUAGCCAAAGUCAAUCUCAAUUAAUUGACAACAGUUCAAUAAACGCUCUUUGCCAGUCAGGUGAACAAAUCCACGCAUUAAAAAAUGCGUAA